GCUCAGUAAAGAGAUGAAUAAAGCUGUGCAGAGAUUCGGAGGGAGAAGCGCAAACACUAAAACAACCAACAGUCGCCACUCACACCAGCGCGGCCACAGAACAGGAGCAGCUGUGAUUUAUUGGUAGGUGGAAGAAACACUGGGAUUCAAUUACAAAUUCAGGAAACUGAAAAACUCAGCCACUGGCAACAUUAAGGACUGAGGAAAACAGAAGAGUGGAGGAGGAAAACAAAGGAAAGAGCUGAGAGAGAAGAGGAGUGGAGAAAGAUUGACACAGAGCUGCUGACAAUCCAAAAUGUGUGAGCAGCUGCAUGCGGUUCUGCUCCUCAGCCUGGCGUUUGCACCGGGCACUUGUAUGUUUCAUAAUCAUCACUGGGGAGAAUGGAACGACUCUCAGCUUCAGCCAACAAUUCAGAAGCUGAUGAAAGGAUAUAACCGCUACCUCAGACCUAAUUUCAAUGAAGGCCCUGUGGAAAUUGGAAUGAGCCUUGAUAUCGCCAGUAUUGAUGCCAUCUCUGAAAUCAAUAUGGACUACACAGCGACCAUCUUCCUCCGCCAGCGCUGGCGUGAUUCCAGGCUGGUCUUUCCUGGAAAUGAGAGUGUCAGUUUGGACGGACGCCUGGUGUCACUGCUCUGGAUCCCUGACACCUUCAUCCCUGACUCCAAACGCUCCUUCCUGCACGACGUCACAGUGGAAAACCGCCUCAUACGCAUCUUCAGCAACGGGACAGUUCUAUACGCUCUGCGCAUCACGGCCACCAUCGCCUGCAACAUGGACCUGACCAAGUAUCCCAUGGACAAACAGGUGUGCACUCUGCAGCUGGAGAGCUGGGGCUACAACCUGCAGGAUGUGGUUUUCUACUGGACCAGAGGGAAUGAUUCAGUGAAGGGUCUGGACACGCUGCGGCUGGCUCAGUACAGUGUCGAGAGCUACUAUACAUCAGUUUCAGAGGCUGUGUACGAAACAGGGCAAUACCCCAAGCUGGUGCUGCAUUUUGCACUGCGGAGAAAUGUGCUGUUCUUUAUCUUGGAGACAUAUGUUCCCUCCAUUCUGCUGGUGGUUCUCUCCUGGGUCUCCUUCUGGAUCAGCCAGUCCUCUGUACCAGCUCGAACAUGCAUUGGAGUGACUACAGUCUUGACCAUGACAACUCUGAUGAUGGGUGCCCGGACUUCCCUGCCUAAUGCAAACUGCUUCAUUAAAGCCAUCGAUGUUUACCUGGGCAUCUGCUUCACAUUCAUCUUUGGGGCACUGCUGGAGUACGCCUGCGCCCACUUUUACACCAUGCAGCACCAGACUAUAGAGGAAUUACAGAGAGAACUUCUGAGGGAGUUUAGAGAAUCCAACGGCACCAGCUGCUACCCCAUCGUCAGGGCUGCCCAACCAAACCAGUCUGUGGAGAUCAGCUCUUCUGCAGAGGAGGCCACGGAGCAGUCAGAGAAGAGAGACGCCAACAACCACGAUGGGUCCAAAGACGAGACGCAAGGACAAGGCUGCAGCCUGUCCUCAGUGAAGGAUGCAUCUCGCAGGGUAGCAUCGGUCUUCGUUGUGGAAAAUCCACACAAUAUUGAUCGCCACGCCCGCACAGCAUUCCCCACAGCGUUCCUCUUUGUCAAUAUCCUCUACUGGCUUUAUUAUCUCUUUCUCUGAGCGCUGGUUCCAAACGGCUGCAUAGUUAAUGUCACCAUUUUGAAGCUGCUCUACCUCCUCAUUUGAGACCCAGUAGCAGUCAUCACUGCCUGGAUCAAAACUGACCAUGCAAGCAUUUGGCAAAAGCCUGUUUUUGUUUUUAAAAUUUAAAAAAAAACUUUAACAUUUUCAGACAGGGCUUCACUUUGAUGAAGAGCAACAAUUUAGGCUGAGGAACCAGUUGUGUGAUGACAGCUGUUAUCAUAAACAUGACUUUAAUUUCAUUUAUAAAAAAUGACUCACUGUAACUGCCUGGACUGCACCCAACUAUACUGCGCUAAAUUAAAUUACCUUCAUUACGUGACAGACGGUGCUUUGCUUGUGAUGGCUUUCAUGUUUGCUUGUAUGACAUCAUAUACUGUACAUUUACCUCGCAGCAUAUCAUGAGACAUUAAAAGUCAGUGACUGAUAA
This is a messenger RNA of Solea senegalensis (Senegalese sole), 2099 nucleotides long. Its product is annotated as gamma-aminobutyric acid type A receptor subunit pi. The coding region runs from base 296 to 1648 and encodes 450 amino acids. The record is from RefSeq and is a predicted model, not a curated record. Gene Ontology annotation, cellular component: neuron projection; GABA-A receptor complex; membrane. Gene Ontology annotation, biological process: chemical synaptic transmission; signal transduction; monoatomic ion transmembrane transport. Lineage: Eukaryota; Metazoa; Chordata; Actinopteri; Pleuronectiformes; Soleidae. Gene Ontology annotation, molecular function: extracellular ligand-gated monoatomic ion channel activity; neurotransmitter receptor activity; GABA-A receptor activity. The transcript is spliced from 10 exons.